Messenger RNA from Tupaia belangeri chinensis (Chinese tree shrew), 1927 nucleotides. RefSeq names its product lysophosphatidylcholine acyltransferase 2B. Gene Ontology annotation, cellular component: endoplasmic reticulum. The coding region runs from base 349 to 1890 and encodes 513 amino acids. NCBI's taxonomy places the organism in Eukaryota, Metazoa, Chordata, Mammalia, Scandentia, Tupaiidae. The record is from RefSeq and is a predicted model, not a curated record. The transcript has 2 exons. Gene Ontology annotation, molecular function: calcium ion binding; lysophosphatidic acid acyltransferase activity; 1-acylglycerophosphocholine O-acyltransferase activity.
UCACCUUCUGUCUAACAGGCUUAGCAUCCACGUCACUCUUCCUGUUUUAGCAGUAAUCUGGUGUGCUUCAGUAGAUGGAAACACCUCUCAAAACCUCCAAUUGGACUUUAAAUUCUGGGAAAAGGAACUCAAAUUAGCAGUGAGCAAAUACAGGGAUGGUCUAUAAAGCACUGUCAGAGUUGCAAGUGUUCCAAGGUAGUGCAUCAUUUCCUGUGACCCCACAAUUGCCUCUAAGAGCGCUCAUUAUGUACAAACAGGACUGGCACUUGACUGUGGGGAAGGGGCGUGUGUAGAGGCUGCCCUCAAGUCAGGAUACCCACAUCCUGAAUCUGCCAAGAAGCUGGCAUCAUGGCUAGAAGCUCUGCCGACUCUGAGCUGAAGGGGUGGGAGUCCAGGAUCACCCACGAGACGCUCAAGUCCUUGUACCCUCCAGCAGUGGCCAACCCCUUCUUGCAGCAGACACACAUCAGCACAUGGCGCUGGGCCUGCAUCAUCCUCCUGGGCACCGUGCUGGUACCGAUGCGGGUGUCCUGCAUGGCCUUCCUCUUUAUCUUCCUCUGGCCGGUGGCCGCGCUGUCCACCAUUGGCCGUGCACAUGCUCAACCCGCCAUGCCUGACUGGAGUUGGAGAAUGAAACUGACGAAACCGGCCCUCAGAUUCUUACUUUGGGCAACAUUCUUUUCUGCUGGGUUCCUAGUGAGAGUGAAAGGGAAAAAGGCGACCCAAAAGGAAGCCCCCAUCUUGGUGACAGCACCACACUCCACCUUCUUUGAUGCCAUCGCCUGUGUGGUGGCGGGGUUACCUUCCGUGGUCUCUGCAAGUCAAAAUGCAAAGAUCCCAAUGGUUGGGAAAAUCCUACUGUCCAUGCAGCCUGUGUUUGUGACCCGAGAAGACCUCAAUUCCAGGAGGCACACCCGGGAGGAAAUCCUGAAGCGAGUGACAUCCAACAGGAAGUGGCCACAGAUACUGAUCUUCCCAGAAGGAGUGUGCACAAACCGCUCCUGUCUAGUCACGUUUAAACUAGGGGCCUUCUCUCCAGGUGUCCCUGUGCAGCCUGUGCUACUCAGGUACCCAAACACCCUGGACACGGUGACUUGGACCUGGCAGGGGUUUACAGGCUUCCAGGCUUGUAUACUGACCCUGAGUCAACCCUUCACCAGGGUGGAAGUUGAGUUUAUGCCUGUUUACAUACCAAGUGACGAAGAAAAACAAGACCCCCUGCUUUUUGCCAAUACAGUAAGAAUUCACAUGGCAAAUGCUCUGGGGGUGCCUGUGACAGACCACACCUUCGAAGACUGCAGGCUGAUGAUUUCUGCCGGGAACCUUCAACUACCGAUGGAAGCUGGUUUGGUGGAAUUUACAAAAAUUAGCCAAAAAUUGAAAUUAGAUUGGGAUAACAUCCAUAAGCAUCUGGAUGAGUAUGCUGCAAUUGCAGUUGCUUCCAAAGGAGGAGAGAUAGGAAUCGAAGAGUUUUCGAGUUAUUUAAAACUCCCAGUUUCAGAGCCCUUGAGACAACUGUUCACCCUCUUUGACAGGAAUAAGGAUGGCAGCAUUGACUUCAGAGAGUAUGUCAUAGGGCUGACCGUCCUGUGCAAUCCCACUAACACCGAAAAGCUCCUGCAAGUGUCAUUUAAGCUCUUUGAUCUCGAUGAGGAUGGUUUCGUAACAGAACAGGAAUUUACGGCUAUAAUGCGGGCAGCCUUCGGGGUGCCAGAUCUUGAUAUUUCCAGACUCUUUCAGGAAAUAGCUGGACAGAACUCAACUUACAUUUCAUAUACGCGCUUUAAGAAAUUUGCCCUGAAGCAUCCAGUGUAUGCCAAGUUAUUUCAUUCAUACUUAGACCUCCAGGCAACCUAUGUAUAUUCAUCACCACAAGAAGUACAGUCUUAGUUACUGAGUUACUGUAUUCACAUGUUAAAACCUAGCC